AUGGCCGGUAGAGUGAGCACGCGGAUGGGUAGGGCAUCCAAGGGAAGUGCGUGCAAUCGAGAAGGAUUAGGGCGGACUGAUGAGAUGGGAGAAAAUGAGGGUGCAGUAGAUGAGACAGACAACAGGAGUAUGUACUGCUAUGUACGACAAUUUGUGGACGCUGACCUGCCGGAGGCUGACAGACGAGAGAAGAAGGCUAAAAGAUUGGCAUGGUUGCUAGGAGGGACUUGGAGGAAUUGGAAAGGAGAGCAACUGAGGGUAGCGCAUGUAGAUUUGAGUAGAAGCAAGCUCAUUCUAUGCACAUCCGAGUUCAUGCGGCAAAGUCGAAAAAUUGACCGAACUCUGAGUUAUGAUGGGAAGAAGAUGAAACUGCCAAACGCCGGGCCGAGUGACGGCAGAUGA
Messenger RNA from Puccinia graminis f. sp. tritici CRL 75-36-700-3, 402 nucleotides. RefSeq lists its product as uncharacterized. The transcript has 5 exons. NCBI's taxonomy places the organism in Eukaryota, Fungi, Basidiomycota, Pucciniomycetes, Pucciniales, Pucciniaceae. Bases 1 to 402 code for a protein of 133 amino acids. The record is from RefSeq and is a predicted model, not a curated record.